UGUUGACCCAACGUUGUUCUCCUUCCCGCGUUCAUGUGGCUGAAGCGCGUGACUUGUAGCGCCGCUCCCGUGAAAAAUAUAUUUCAACAGCUUCAGUCAGUGCGCGACACCGAGACUGCCGGGCGACAGCAGCGUCUCCUUUUUAGCGAAUGUGGAAACACAAACAUCCAAACGGUUAACGGACGAGGACCAACGUGUAGUGGAUUAUUUUUUUUAAUUGUUCCGUUUGGCAGCAGAGGGGUAUUUUUACAGCGAGGUCCACACAUUUCAAGGAAAAAAGAAAGACGUACUUGGGAAUCAUAUGGACGAAGGCAAACUCAUGCAUCACUUCAGCUGUUGUUAAAACCUCAGCUUAAUGGAGCAGCACUGUUGUAACAGUAGUGUACGACAGCCAUCAGCUGCUCCGACUGUUUCGUGGUGGGAGGUUGGCUUACUGUCUCUUUGGCUUAACUUCAAGCAGACAGGCUGUCUUUGCUUCUCUCAUUGUAUCGGACAUCUGCUCUGGAUAUGGACACGCAUCUCAACAAAAGCUGUCUGUCCAGUCGUGCUCCUGGAGGGCCAACAUCCUGCAGAGUUUAGCUUCAACCUGCCCCAGUACACCUGCGUGGAGUUUCUACUAAUCCCGAAGGCCUUGACUAGCUGGUUUAGAGUGGUCCUCCAGGACCAGGAUUGGACACACCUGAAACAAGUUAACAGAAAUGAGUCGCCAGACUGCCACAGCGCUGCCCACAGGAACCUCUAAGUGUCCCCCUUCUCAGCGCGUCCCAACCUUGUCGGGCACCACCGCAUCCAACAGUGACCUCGCCAGCCUAUUUGAGUGUCCUGUCUGUUUUGACUAUGUGCUGCCGCCCAUCCUGCAGUGCCAGAGCGGCCAUUUGGUUUGUAGCAACUGCCGGCCCAAACUCACCUGCUGCCCCACCUGCAGAGGCCCACUUGGGUCAAUCCGCAAUUUGGCCAUGGAGAAAGUGGCCAACUCAGUGCUUUUCCCCUGCAAGUACGCCUCAUCAGGCUGUGAAGUUACCCUACCGCAUACAGACAAGGCUGAACACGAGGAGCUUUGUGAAUUCCGGCCAUACUCUUGCCCUUGUCCUGGCGCCUCCUGCAAGUGGCAGGGAUCUCUCGAUGCCGUCAUGCCUCACUUGCUGCACCAGCACAAGUCCAUAACCACGCUACAAGGUGAGGAUAUUGUCUUCCUGGCCACAGACAUCAACUUGCCUGGGGCAGUGGACUGGGUCAUGAUGCAGUCAUGCUUCGGCUUCCAUUUUAUGCUCGUGCUGGAGAAGCAGGAGAAAUAUGACGGCCACCAGCAGUUCUUUGCCAUCGUGCAGCUGAUCGGCACACGAAAACAAGCGGAAAACUUCGCCUACCGGUUGGAGUUGAACGGCCACCGGCGGCGGCUCACCUGGGAGGCGACGCCACGUUCCAUCCAUGAGGGCAUUGCCACCGCCAUCAUGAACAGUGACUGCCUGGUGUUUGACACCUCCAUUGCUCAGCUGUUUGCAGAGAAUGGCAACCUGGGUAUCAAUGUCACCAUAUCCAUGUGCUGAGGACUAACAGCCGUGCAUACUUGAACACAUACACACAUACAUGAAACCAGACAUUUCAAAAGACCGCAGGAUACCUUGAGUUGUGCUUGGGGGACGGGGGAGUAGCUAACCUAGGGAACUUUUUGCUGUUGUACGUUCCAAGUAGUCAUCAAAAAAACUGUAAUUGGUUGGAGCUUGGCACAUCCAACCUGACUUUACUCCUGGAUUCUCAGUUUUAUGCUACAAUAUUAUAUAAAUUAAAUAAUUAAUGUAUUCUACACUUUUGAGAGCAACAUUCAUUGCCCUCGAAGGCAUAGGAAAGCCACGUAUGUGGAAUGGACUUUUGCAGAUGUGGCAUUUGGAACAAGGGUUUGAGGAACAGCACGCAGAACUGGAUGGCGGUUGGGAAUAUUGAUCAAUUUUGCGGUGGGUUUGCUCAAAAGGUGCAACCCUUAGAGCAUUUCAUUCUGUUUUUGUUUCCCAAGACGUUUCACAUUUCAGUUCAGAUAAAACACUAACGUUCAAAUAUUAGGUUUUGUUUUAUGUCCCCCACCACACCUUUUCCCCCCUCUAAUUUUCCCUACCUUGAGUAUGAUACAGGAAGGUUCUGAUAAUUGGUGCAUGACCACUGGAUUAGUUAUAACAAGUCCAGAUUUCAUUUUAGAGGUCUUGUUUGUUUCUGCCUAUCAUUGCAGUGUUUCUCCUGUUUGUUUUUGAAGGGAUAGUUUCAUAACUUGGCACACGCACAUCAAGCCAGGUUGUAAAAAGUCAAGUUUUUUUUUAAUCAAUGCCACUUCUUUUGUUAUAUCAAAAACUCUUUAACGGCUAGAUUGAAGUUGUGCAGUACGCAUGAGAUCAUACGUUUUGUUUCCUGAGAUGGGAGCCCUCCAUUACAAACAGUGGAGUAAGCACUGCACUGAAUAUCAGGCUAGGAACAGGGGCAAUUAUUAGUUAUUAUAAUGAUAUGUCAUAAUUAUCAUUUUGCAAUGACUUAUAAGAAAAUGGAAUGAAAAGGCUGUUGUAACAUUGUGGCUAAUCUUCAGUGUUUGUAGAUAGUGUUGUUCUUCAGAAGACCUCAAUGUCUUCUUUUUCUCUUUUUGUAAGUCAAUAUUUUUGUUGCUGUUGUUCUUUGUAUGUCUGUAUUUCUGUUUUGUUUUUUUGCAAGGAUAGGGUGAAGCAAAGCCAAACAUCUCUGUGGAUACAUUGUACUGUUGCUAGUCCUGAUCUCUAAUUUUAUUUGUUUUGUUUUGUUCUAUUUUGCCAGUAAAUAAAUCUAUCUUUUUCAUA
Messenger RNA from Rhinichthys klamathensis goyatoka, 2813 nucleotides. It is a transcript of the gene siah1, whose product is annotated as siah E3 ubiquitin protein ligase 1. The record is from RefSeq and is a predicted model, not a curated record. NCBI's taxonomy places the organism in Eukaryota, Metazoa, Chordata, Actinopteri, Cypriniformes, Leuciscidae. Gene Ontology annotation, biological process: multicellular organism development; proteasome-mediated ubiquitin-dependent protein catabolic process. The coding region runs from base 699 to 1547 and encodes 282 amino acids. The transcript has 4 exons. Gene Ontology annotation, cellular component: cytoplasm. Gene Ontology annotation, molecular function: zinc ion binding; ubiquitin conjugating enzyme binding; ubiquitin protein ligase activity.